Molecule: messenger RNA, 766 nt
Organism: Rubroshorea leprosula
Lineage: Eukaryota; Viridiplantae; Streptophyta; Magnoliopsida; Malvales; Dipterocarpaceae
Source: the annotation of a GenBank genome assembly
AUAAAGGAAAGGAAAAUAUGGGAGGGGGAGCACGUGAGAAGCUCGUGACGAUUCAAGCAGUCUUUUACUACUCAGCUAAUUCACCAGGCAGCAAGCAGAAAGUCGAGAGCGAGGCGAGAGAAGGAAAUGGCACUGAGAGCAGCCGUCCUCAGCCACAUUCGGCUACCCGUCGGAACCCUAACUGCAACCAGAUUAAAUCGGCUGCAAUGGGGUCUCUGCAAUUCACUCCGGUUCUUUUCAUCGCACGACGAUCAUCUAACCAAAGAAGAGGUCAUCGAGAGAGUCCUCUCCAUUGUCAAGAGCUUCCCCAAAGUCGAUCCUGCUCAGGUGACACCUGAUGUGCACUUUCAGAAGGAUUUGGGCUUGGAUAGCUUGGACAACGUGGAGAUUGUAAUGGCUUUGGAAGAGGAGUUCAAGCUAGAGAUUCCAGACAAGGAAGCUGAUAAGAUUGACUCGUGCCAUCUUGCAAUUGAGUACAUAUAUACCCAUCCGAUGGCUAGUUGAUUUUAACCAGAUUUUCUCUUUUUGAAUUUCAUGCUGGAUAAAACAGUGUAGUACCCUGUUUUGUUCCGUUUAUCAUGUGCUGUAUGCAUUUGAUUCUCUUAAUGGGAUUUCAAAUUUUUGGUGGCUGUUUUCAUAAUGGGAUUUCAAAUUUUUGGUCAGUAUGUUAGUCAGGUGGCAUCAGAACCUGCACAGUUCAUGACUUUGUUAUGCUCCUAUGCCAAGCACAUUGAUGUUCAAUCUGCAAUAAAUCAGCCGUAUUGGA